AUGAACCAUCCACCUUUGUCUUUUUCCGUGGAUCUGUAUCGAAACUCGUCCAUUUCUAACACUACUCCAACUUAUGACUUUAGGAGGUGCAACACUGAUGCAGUCUUCGCCUGGAUCCAGGAUUUGCCCUACCCAGCAAUUUCUCCUUCUCAGGCUGAGCAGUGCUUUACGGACUUCUGCAGCGGUUUUGCUGACAUAAUUAAAUACAACUCCCCAAUGAAGUCAUUAAAAAAAUCUACCUUUCCAAAAUGGUUCAGUGCUGAGCUUAGGCACAUGGUUAUUAGGAAGAAAAAAGCUCAUAGGCAUUUCAAAGAAACGGGCGAGCCUUUCUUUUAUAAUGAAUUCAGAUUGCUUAGGGACCAAUGCAAGAGGUUGGCCAAUGGGUGUUACCACAACUACAUCAAUUUCUUAGAAUCCACCAUUCCGAAAAACAUAAAGGUGUUUUGGUCCUACAUAAAAAAUCUGAAGUCCACAACACCACCCUCUCAUUUAAAAUAUAAAAAUGUAGAGGCAGAGGACCCCAGUCUCCAAUGUGAACUUUUCGCUGAUUUUUUCUCAUCAGUGUACUCUAAUACAGUGCUGCCUGGUUACUCGUUCGAUUUUGGUACCAACUUGAAUGUAAGUAGUUUAACUUUUACUGCCCAGCAAGUGGAAAGGAAACUUAAUACUCUUGAUCCAAACAAAGGUAUGGGACCAGAUUCAAUACCAGCAGCAGUUUUGAGGUACUGUAGCUCAGUUUUAGCUCCACAUCUCUCGACUUACUUUAACUUGUUACUUGCCAAUGGGACCUUUCCAGCAAACUUGAAGGUAAUAGUCGAUGAGCAGCAUGGUUUCCGCAGUGGAAAGUCAACAUCAACCAAUCUCAUUCUCCUUCAAAACUACAUAAUAUCCUCUUUCUCCAAUAAACAUCAAGUUGACUGUAUAAUGCUGGACUUCUCGAAAGCCUUUGAUAUGAUAAACCAUGGUCUCCUCAUUGCUAAACUUGAGGGUUAUGGAGUGGCUGGCUCUCUUCUUAAGUGGCUCUCUAGUUACUUAACUGAUCGGAAAAUGAUUGUUAGGUUUGCGGGUUCCUUCUCUGGGCCUUUUCCGGUGACAUCGGGUGUUCCUCAGGGCUCUCACCUAGCGCCUCUACUAUUCAAUUUGUUUAUCAAUGACAUAUAUAGUGUCAUUGCGUCUAAAUAUCUCAUGUUUGCUGAUGAUAUUAAACUUUUUCUGGAGGUGACAAGUUCGAGAGAUUGCGAGAGCCUUCAAGAAACCUUGGAGCGGAUUGAGGACUGGUGUUCGAGAAAUUCAAUGGACUUGAACGUCAAUAAGUGCUCAAUUCUUACCUACUCUAGGUCCAUCUCCAUUACCACCUUUGACUACAGACUCUCGGGCUUCCCACUAAGUAGAGUCAACAAAUGCAAGGACUUGGGUGUUGUUUUGAACUGCAACCUCAACCCAUGGGACCACAUAACUUACGUCUGCAAACAAAGCGAACUCUCUUGUGGGGUUUUUGUACAGAAUAUCCGAGCAAAUACAGGUCAGGGUCAUAAGGCUAAUUGGGGUGCAAACUUGGCUAUCAAUACCUUGACGUACCUGUCGAGUGUCUUCGGAUUUCCCUGGGGCUGCCCCUUCUUGAAAGAAGAAGAGGAGAUAGCUGAUCUCGUACUGCUGCACAAGAUAAUUAAUGGACUCAUUGACUGCCCGGAUCUCCUGUCU
Homalodisca vitripennis (glassy-winged sharpshooter) is the source of this 1701-nucleotide messenger RNA. RefSeq lists its product as uncharacterized. The transcript has 3 exons. The record is from RefSeq and is a predicted model, not a curated record. Lineage: Eukaryota; Metazoa; Arthropoda; Insecta; Hemiptera; Cicadellidae. The annotation marks the transcript as partial.